AGAAAAGGAGUAGGUUCAAAUAAGACAUAUUGACUAGCUCAAACUUCACACACUAUAUUAUAUGUGCACCAGUUACUUCUUUCAGCAUCCUCACCAUUCUCUCUUUUUGUAAUUUCAUUAAACACCUCCUACUAGCAAUUCACAAAUGGAAUCAUCAAGCAACAGUGAGAUAGCACAUGAAUUCUUCCCAUUCUUCAAAGUAUACAAAGAUGGUCGUGUAGAAAAAUUCAUGGUUUCUGAGCAUGUGCCCCCUAGUGAUGACCCACACAUGGCUGUCCGAUCCAAAGAUGUAGUAGUCUCACCCAAUCCCGCAGUGUCAGCCCGUGUUUUCAUGCCCCAGAUAUCCGACCCGAGUAAGAAGCUCCCUAUCCUAGUUUACAUGCACGGUGGAGGUUUUUCUAUUGGAUCCGCUUUCCACCUGGGUUACCACAAAUAUGUUAGUGCUCUUGUGGCAAAAGCCAAUAUCAUAGCCGUCUCUGUGGACUACAGGCUAGCCCCCGAGCACCCAAUUCCGGCAUGCUACAACGACUCAUGGGCGGCGCUUAAGUGGGUGGCUUCCCAUGCAAAUGGUGAUGGCCCAGAUCCAUGGUUGAAUAUCCAUGCGGAUUUUGGGCGGGUCUUUUUAGCGGGUGAUAGUGCUGGGGCAAAUAUUUCACAUAACGUAACGGUUCGGGUUGGGUUAACUAGUUUACCCGGGGUUAAAUUGAUUGGUGUGGCUUUGGUGCACCCAUAUUUUGGGGGUACGGAAGAUGAUAAAAUGUGGUUGUACAUGUGUCCGGAAAAUAAAGGUUUGGAGGAUCCUAGGCUAAAACCGGCCAUAGAGGAUCUAGCAAGGUUAGGGUGUGAGAGGUUGUUGGUAUUUGUGGCUGAGAAAGACCAUUUGAGAGAGAGAGGGACAUGUUACUAUGAAGACUUGAAGAAGAGUGGUUGGAAAGGGACGGUGGAGAUUGUUGAACAUGAGGGGGAGAGCCAUGUGUUCCAUCUGAUGAAGCCCAAAUGUGACAAUGCUGUGGAUCUAAUGGAAAGGUUGGUUUCCUUCAUCAAACAUGACUAAAGCGGUAUACUUAGCUUAACCUUCGGUGAUUUCAAUGAAACCUUCAUUUUCUUAUAGCGUGGGUUAUAUAUGUCAAUUAAAUCAUAAGUUUUUGACGUGGAUGAAAGAAGUUCUUUCUCACCUUAAUAUUGUAAUUAUAGCCAAUAGUGGCUAAAGAUUUAUCAAUAAAAUUUACAGUUUUAUA
This is a messenger RNA of Quercus robur (English oak), 1238 nucleotides long. Its product is annotated as 2-hydroxyisoflavanone dehydratase-like. NCBI's taxonomy places the organism in Eukaryota, Viridiplantae, Streptophyta, Magnoliopsida, Fagales, Fagaceae. The record is from RefSeq and is a predicted model, not a curated record. The transcript has a single exon. Gene Ontology annotation, molecular function: hydrolase activity. The coding region runs from base 146 to 1054 and encodes 302 amino acids.